GAAGCCUUCAGGGUGACCCAUGAGGUUUAGCAUUAGCGUUAGCUUCAGGAGCUAAUUGUAGUCUGACUUGUUCUGACAUGAAGAAGCAGAGAAACACAUGCGCCAGUUUUCCACCGUCUCUGCUUCUGUGUCAGCAGUUUACAGUGUGUUUCUGUCCAUCCCGAUGCUCUCUGGGUGACUCUCAGGAAACAAAGUGCUUUGGUCAGUGCUAAACAUGUCGGCACAAUGAAGAACAUUAAGUCAUCAUUAAGGCAGAACUCUUGGUUUGGAUUGCUGGAUGGGGCUGAGGAUGACCUUUGACCCCUGAGCUUCAGCAUCACCUGCCCAUCUACCUGCAUCACCAUGGCAACAAAAGGUUUGGGUCUGGUCCUGGUGGAAUUCCAGUAUGAGUACCAGGGUCGGGAUGGGGAAUUGGUCUCCAUCAAACCUAACGAGCGUUACAUCCUGCUGGCUAAGACCAAUGACCACUGGUGGCAGGUCCAGAGUGACCACAGCUCCAAGCCCUUCUACAUCCCUGCAAAGUAUGUCAAGGAGCUGCCACUGGAUUUCCCCUCGCCUCUGGACUUUGCAGAUCAACCCAGCCCAGAACCAGUACUGCUUCCUGUGGCAGCACCAGUCCUGGUCCCUGUCCCCAUCCCUGUCCCCAUUCCAAAGACUCUCGAAGAGCCCAGCGGGACCAAAACCAAACCAGGGGAUGAGGUGACCAUCAGGCUAAGGCCUGAUGCUUCCACUGGAUACCGCAAGACCGAGAACCGCAUGUCCACAUUUGGUGUCCCGCUAGACUUCCAUGACUUCUCAUCUCUAGUGGUGCCGACACCACGUCAAACCAGCAACUCUCCUGUUGGUCCAGCAGAGACCAGGACUACAGCCACCAGUGGGACUACAAACAUGGUCGAAGAUGGUGUGAGUAAGAAGCACCGUUCAGGGUUCCUGGAUGACCACAUGGACUCUGGGAAACAUCAUGUUCCCAGUUUCAGUCCAGCAGACCCCCUCUCCACACCCCGGUCCCAGACCCAGCCCAUCCCCGUAGAGACACCGAUGGUCCCUGUGGUCCCCACUUACAAUGACCGAAACAGCACAUCCUCACCAGCCACAGGUCAUCAUGACAACCAGGAGUCACCAAUAGAGCCAGAGGAGGAGGAGGAGGAGGAGGAGGAGGUGGUGGUGGAGGAGAGCACUGGAGAGGAGGAUUCACUGAAGGAGGAAGAUUCAAACCACAUCUAUGAGUCUAUCCAGGACCUGAACCUGGACCUAGAGGCUCUGGUUGGAGGAAGAGUGAGUCCUGGAGCUCCGCCAAAAUCUGAACCUGCACCAGCCCCGUCCCCCAUACAGGACCAGAGCUCACAUGACCCUCACUCGCCCAUCUACGCCAACAUCUCCAGUGUGAAGAAAGCAUCUCUCCCUCAGGUCUCCCUCCCCUCGUCGCCUCCAGCUGACCACGCCCCCUUUGUUCCAAACCACACACCCCCAUCUUCUGUCUCCUCUGGAGGGAUGAUAAGCCCCGCCUCUCCCCCGAGUCCCCAGGAUGGAUGGCAGGUGCACACUGACCAGGACAGCGGGAAGGUGUUCUAUUUCCACCCUGUAACCAGAGAGACCACCUGGUCCGACCCCCACGGCGUCCCACCCCCACCUGCUCGAGACAUGGACCAGUCCAAAGGGAUUGAGGAGGGACAGCCGACCUCUCCCUCCCCUCUGCUGUCCCCUGCCUCCUCUCAGGGUUCUUGUGGUUGGGAGCAGCUGGUGGAUGAAGUGUCAGGGAGAGUUUACUACUACAACCCCACCUCAGGAGCCACAUCCUGGACUAUACCUGAACCACUGGUCCCCACAGCCAACAGGAGGCACGACAGCCCGCCUCCGCUGCCAGAGGAAGAUUAUCCUGUAGACGUACAGAACGACAACGACGCUGUCUUCACAACGAGUCCUCAGCAGCACAGGAUUCCCAGAGCUCAGCUGGACCUGAAAGAUGGAAACAGCUCCAGGUGGAGGCUGCAGGAGUUGACACCUGUGCCCCAAAGGCUGAUGGGAAAUGGAGUUUCUGAGGAGGGAACAACUGUGCAGGUCAGGAGCUGGAGGCACAGCGUGGCUGAAGACACGCCUGCUCUGGGCCACAGGAGGAACGUCUCUGACUUCACUGACGUGUCCAACAGAAGACACUCCCCUGACAGUCCACAGCUUUCUGAUAGGCACAAACUGAAGAGGAAUCUGUCCAAUCGGAGCACUGGCUCCCACCAGCUGCAUUGCCAUCUGUUGGAGAAAGCAGGAAUCAUCAACAAGACCAAAGUAGCCGAUGGUGGUAAAAAGAUCAGGAAGAACUGGAGUCAGUCCUGGACGGUCCUCCAUGGGGGGAUCCUUACCUUCCACAAAGACCCCAAAUCUGCACCCACUGGGAAUGCAAAUAAAUCAUCACAGAUUAUCCCGGAAUACACCGUCGAUCUCAGAGGAGCUUCGGUGGGCUGGGCCUCCAAAGACAAGUCCUCCAAGAAGAACGUUUUAGAGCUGAAGACCCGUCAGGGCUGCGAGUAUCUGAUGCAGUACGACACUGAGAGCAUCAUCAGUGAUUGGCUCAAAGUGAUACAGGACACCAUCAGACAGCUGGACCAGGACCAUCUUUCAGAGGACGAGGACGAAGCUGCUUCGGACAAAGAGGACAAAGACAAGAAGAGGACAUCGACCAGGAGUUCAUCGGGAGCAGCCGACUCCGAGCAGAGACGAGUUCGGACCAAACUACGGCGUUUCCUCCAGCGCAGGCCGACGCUGCAGAGCGUUAAAGAGAAAGGUUACAUCAGAGACAACGUGUUCGGCUGUCACCUGGACACACUCUGUCACAGGGAAAACACCACCAUUCCCAGAUUUGUGGAGAAAUGCAUCAGAGCGGUGGAGAGGAGAGGUCUGGAUGUGGACGGGAUCUACAGAGUGAGCGGAAACCUGGCUGUGAUCCAGAAACUACGACACAAAGCUGAUCAUGAGGAGCAGCUCGACCUGGAGGACGGUCAGUGGGAGGAGAUCCACGUCAUCACAGGAGCCCUGAAGCUCUUCCUGCGGGAGCUGCCUGAGCCGCUGUUCCCCUUCAGCUGCUUCGACAAGUUCAUCGCUGCCAUCCAAGUCCCAGACUACAGCCUGAGGGUGUCCUACAUGAGGGACCUGGUUCGCUCUUUGCCUCUGCCGAACCAUAACACCAUGGAGCUGCUAUUCAAACACCUGCGCAGAGUGGUUGAGCACAAGGAGUCUAACAGGAUGUCCGUUCAGAGCGUUGCCAUUGUCUUCGGUCCCACGCUGCUCCGCCCCCAGACUGAAUCAGCCAAUAUGACAAUCCACAUGGUGUUCCAGAGCCAGAUAGUGGAGCUUAUGCUCAAUGAAUUCCUGACCAUCUUCUCUCAGACAUAGGGACAACAUCCUGGAGCCCUUCUGGGAACCUCCAGAAGCCUGUGAGGACUUCCCGGGAGCACCUGAAAACAUCAUAAGACCUACCAAAAGUCUUGCAAAGUGUCAGAAAACGUUCUCAGACUUUUGACAUGAGCAUCACCUCUUCUUGAAGCCAGUUCACCAGUGACUGAGCUUGGCAUCUGCUGGCUACAUGACGUCCCUUUAAACACUGUGCCUUAAAUGACCCCCCAAAAAAACUCAGGAACCACCUAGAACACAGGACAGGCUUCGGAACCUGAAAAGCAGCUUUACUCUUCAAGGCAACAGGCCGAAAGGAACAUAUUUCUGUGGCACAAACCACAAAACAUCUCAGUUUGAGUAAGAACUCUUCGGACUAAUUUCUGUAAACGCCACGUCGUAGCCUCACUCGGUGUGCCGUCCACAGCACUUUCUGAUUGGUUACAGGUCAGGGGUCACAGCCAAUCACCAA
Messenger RNA from Scatophagus argus, 3853 nucleotides. It is a transcript of the gene arhgap27l, whose product is annotated as Rho GTPase activating protein 27, like. The record is from RefSeq and is a predicted model, not a curated record. Gene Ontology annotation, molecular function: protein binding. The coding region runs from base 343 to 3384 and encodes 1013 amino acids. Gene Ontology annotation, cellular component: cytoplasm. The transcript has 22 exons. NCBI's taxonomy places the organism in Eukaryota, Metazoa, Chordata, Actinopteri, Scatophagidae. Gene Ontology annotation, biological process: signal transduction; regulation of GTPase activity.